UCGGGCAUCCAAACGAGGGGCACCAGGUCCGGUCUUGUUUCCGCCCCUUGCCGGCCAUGGCGACGGCCGCAGCAGCGUUGUCUCUCCUCCCCGUUUCGCUUCGGCGCCCGCUGACGUCCUUCUCCAAGAAGGGUAAUGGUGGCAGAAACGGAAUAAAGGUUUUUGCUGUGUUUGGAGAAGAAGAGAGAGGUAGCUUGGAGAAGAGGAGCACUUGGGAAGCCAUUUUUGAUGUGGAAGAUCCUAGGCCUAGAGUGCCACAUUUUAAGGGGAAACUCUUGGAUAUGAACCAAGCUCUGGAAGUAGCCAUGUUUGAUAUUCAAUAUUGUGACUGGAGGGCUCGUCAAGACUUGCUAAGCAUUAUGCUUCUUCAUGAGAAGGUGGUCGAUGUCCUUAACCCUUUAGCUCGUGAGUUCAAGUCAGUUGGCACCAUGAAGAAGGAACUUGCAGAGUUGCAGGAAGACCUUGCACAGGCCCACAGGGAGGUUCAUAUAUCAGAAGCAAGGGUAGGUGCAGCAUUGGACAAGUUAGCAUACAUGGAAAAGUUGGUGAAUGAAAGACUAUUAGAUGACAGGAGAUCAGAUCAAUUUAAUUCUGAGGCACAAUCUCCAAGCAUUUCUUCAUCAUCCAUAGAAACCUCACAAAAUAAGUUGCCCAGAAGAGGGCUAAAUGUCUCUGGUCCUGUCAAAUCAUACCACCCUAACUUGAAAAACUUUUGGUAUCCAGUGGCAUUCUCAUGUGAUCUAAAAGAUGAUACCAUGAUACCAAUAGAUAUUUUCGAGGAGCCAUGGGUCAUAUUCAGAGGAAAAGAUGGUCAACCAGGCUGCGUUCAGAACACCUGUGCUCACAGAGCCUGUCCUCUUCAUCUAGGAUCAGUGACUGAAGGCCGUAUUCAGUGCCCUUACCAUGGUUGGGAAUAUUCAACUGAUGGGAAAUGUGAAAAAAUGCCAUCCACCAAACUGCUUAAUGUGCGGAUUCGAUCAUUGCCAUGUUUCGAGCAAGAAGGAAUGGUUUGGAUUUGGCCAGGUGAAGCACCUCCUAUGGCUACUAUUCCUUCUUUGAAACCUCCCCCAGGCUUUAAAGUUCAUGCAGAGAUUGUGAUGGAGCUGCCCAUUGAGCAUGGGCUUCUUUUGGAUAACCUCCUUGACCUUGCUCAUGCUCCAUUUACUCACACCUCAACAUUUGCCAAGGGAUGGAGUGUUCCAAGCUUGGUGAAGUUCCUCACACCGGCAUCGGGCAUGCAAGGGUACUGGGAUCCUUAUCCUAUCGACAUGGAAUUUCGGCCUCCUUGCAUUGUCUUCUCGACAAUCGGAAUUUCAAAGCCUGGAAAACUGAAGGGAAAGACUACUAGACAAUGUUCCACACAUUUACAUCAACUUCAUGUAUGUUUGCCAUCCUCUAGACAGAAAACAAGGUUGCUGUACAGAAUGUCACUGGAUUUUGCCCCAUUUUUGAAGAACAUCCCCUUUAUGCACCUCUUGUGGAGACACUUUGCUGAGAAGGUGUUAAAUGAGGACCUGCGGCUCGUGAUUGGCCAACAGGAACGGAUGCUCAACGGGGACAAUGUGUGGAACUUACCAGUCUCAUAUGACAAGCUUGGGAUACGAUAUCGCCGGUGGAGAGAUGCACUCGAGAGAGGAGCUAAGCAGUUACCAUCCACCAAACAAGAUGAAUAUCUCUGAUGCCCAAGAAGUCCCUUUAAGAUAUUACUCUUGUCUCCCCCACUGCCAUUUAUUUCAUGGAAAACACAAUGAAUUGUUGAUGGAGGUCUAAUAGCCGUGAUCCCUGUGAAGCUCAGUAUGAAGGAGAAACAUCCAAGUACCACACACAUUCUGAAGCAGAAGCUGAUCUGGAAUGAUCUGGCUGUUCUUGUGAAAGUGAGCUGUACAUUAGUUGGGAUUCCAAGGCAUGCAAGAAUGUCUUGAUUGUUUUUUCAUGUACAUUAUCUGUAACAUUUUUGUAUUCUUCACCUCCUCUCUGUCAUUGAUGUCUGCAAUCUGCUGUAUUCCAAACUAAACUAUUGUGUGGUAAUAUCCUUCAGUCUUGCCAAAA
This is a messenger RNA of Musa acuminata subsp. malaccensis (wild Malaysian banana), 2049 nucleotides long. Its product is annotated as chlorophyllide a oxygenase, chloroplastic. Gene Ontology annotation, cellular component: cytoplasm. Gene Ontology annotation, molecular function: 2 iron, 2 sulfur cluster binding; chlorophyllide a oxygenase activity. Lineage: Eukaryota; Viridiplantae; Streptophyta; Magnoliopsida; Zingiberales; Musaceae. The record is from RefSeq and is a predicted model, not a curated record.